AUGGCUGAAGAUCCAUCCAUUCAGGCGUUCCUCCAAAGCGACAAAGCCAUGUCCACUUUCCGCUCCGUUGUCGACAACCCCACAUAUUAUCACAGCCACAAAACGCUGCUGGAGCCAGUUUUGGCCUAUCUGUCGAGCUUGGACAAAGUCGGUGCAGCCCCUCAACCACGGGAUGUGCCCACAUCGACAGAACGCAUCAAGGACUUGUACGAGGCAGCGAGGAUGGGAGACCUGACGAGGGUUCAAGUAUGUGUCGAAAAUGGAGCGGAUGUCAACUGGCUCGGCGAG
Molecule: messenger RNA, 288 nt
Organism: Aphanomyces invadans
Lineage: Eukaryota; Oomycota; Saprolegniomycetes; Saprolegniales; Verrucalvaceae
Exons: 1
Source: RefSeq, a predicted model, not a curated record